Messenger RNA from Durusdinium trenchii, 1873 nucleotides. The record is from the annotation of a GenBank genome assembly. NCBI's taxonomy places the organism in Eukaryota, Dinophyceae, Suessiales, Symbiodiniaceae.
CUUUGUGAAAAGUUGCAUCGGUGGCAGCGAUGGUAAUAGCGUGGCUGUUCUUGCUUCAAUUUGCAGCUGCCCUUGGCAGCCCGUGCGAAGAGAGAUCUGGUGCAUGGCUGACGGAUCGAGAUGAAUUUCUGCGAACAGAUGAGCCUAAAUAUCUUCAAGGCCUACAUGUGGCCUGUUUCUGGCAGCAGGAUCACAAGCUGCUCUUGGAAGCGCACAUGAACGGCGUGCGGGAAGAGAAACCGCUCCAGGCGGAGUUCGAGUCCAAGGCGCUCAACGAAGACUGGCGCAGUUUCAGAAAAGCCUUGCAGAGCAAAAUGCGCUUCACAAAGGCUACCAAUGAGUGGGGCAACUUCCACUUGAAGCAGCCUUUUGGGAUAUUUGCGGAAAGUGGACACCGCCUGGGGUCAUCUGCGGAGGUGCUGGCAGCGGGCCUUGUGCUGAUCAUGGAGGGCGGUCAAUGGUUUUGGCCACCGGUACGUGUUGGCUACCUUCGCCGCUUGCAGGGCACUCCGUAUCAGCUUGAGACGCAGUCAGUGCAGCCUGUAGUCUUUCGAGUGCGCGGCUUCCUGCGUGAGGAGGAGUGCGAGGUUAUCAUCGCCAUGGGGAAGUCCAACAUGUCUGAGUCGCCAGUGGUGCCGAUGGACAUCCACAAACCAGACCUAGACGCCAAAGAGUAUCGAACCAGCACCCAGGCCAGGAUCAGCAGCUCUGAAAGCCCUUUGCUACAGGAGCUGGACUUGCGCAUUAGCAACCUGACCCGCGUGCCGGUGUCCCACAACGAAGAGGUUCAGGUCUUGAGAUACCGCCUUGGUGAGUUCUAUGCGGCGCACAACGACAACUUUGACCCAGAGUUCUACCAAACCAGCGUAGAUUACAUUGACAAAGGCCACCGAAACCGGCUCCUAACGGUCUUUUGGUACUUGACCAAUGUUGAGAAGGGCGGGGAGACCAAUUUCCCACGUGCGAACGCCUUGCCGCAGCCACAGGACGUGCACAGUUGCAAGGAUGGCCUCAAGGUUCGUCCGGAGGUGGGCACUGUGGUCUUCUGGUAUUCCUUGCGGCCGAACGGAAACAACGAUCCGAACGGCUUGCACUCGGGUUGUCCGGUGGAGGAUGGCCAAAAGUGGUCUGCUAACUACUGGGUUUGGAACAAGCCACGCUCCUUUGAGAUUAGCAUGCCUGAUGCAGAGGUGGACGAUGAAUACAGCGGUGAGAUGUCGGUCGCCACCGAAGAGGUGCAGGCAGCCAAUAACAUCACUGUGGUCUUUGACAACCGGCACUCGUAUCCAAUGUAUUUGUUUUGGAAGCCACCUGACAGAGACCAAGAGGCUUUCAUGGGAGUGGUCAAGCCCAAGGAGAGCAUCAGCAUGCUGACAUUCCCUGGUCACGUUUGGCACCUUCGUGCGGGAGCAGACCAGUCGAGUCAGCUCAUCGGUGCUCAGGAGAUCAACGACCGCCCGUCCCAGCAAGUCUUCCUCCUCUCCCCCGAGGAGGCCUACGAGCCUUCGGCAGGAGAGCUUUAGUGACUGGUUAGAUGACAAGGUGCAGCCCAAAGUGGUUAGAUUUCACAAGAUCGGUAGAUCUGGUUGUUUUAGCGGUAGUGCUGGGUUGUGGAAGCCUAUUUUAUGGCGGCGCAGCCAAGUUUGCGGCCAAAGCAGCGCAGGCCUCGUGCCACAACUUAAAGGCCAGCCGCUUCAGCGCUCGAAGAAAAGUCCUUGUAGCUCAUUGAAUUUUCAAGUGGGAGAGGUUCUAAUGAGAUUUAUCUUGCAAGGAGCUGUCCAGGCACAGCCAUAUCAAAGACAUGGCUCAUUGCUAUCAGCUUGUCGUGGCAUUUGAUUCAGAGAAGUCUGGGCCGAGGCACCACCAGAACUGC